This is a messenger RNA of Exophiala mesophila, 1770 nucleotides long. RefSeq lists its product as hypothetical. The record is from RefSeq and is a predicted model, not a curated record. NCBI's taxonomy places the organism in Eukaryota, Fungi, Ascomycota, Eurotiomycetes, Chaetothyriales, Herpotrichiellaceae. The transcript is spliced from 3 exons. The coding region runs from base 649 to 1131 and encodes 160 amino acids. Gene Ontology annotation, biological process: small GTPase-mediated signal transduction. Gene Ontology annotation, molecular function: GTPase activity; GTP binding.
CGAGUAUUCGCUCAUGACUGCUUGCCUUCUCCGAGACCAAACAAUCACAACUCACCAUCGUUUGUGUUGAAGCCACCGAAAGCCAGCCGCCCCGAGACCAAGACGGCCACGGCGCCUCGGGCCCAGGGUAGCCAAAUAAAGAACUCCACUUUAUUUGGCUCGAUCGCUUUCCCCGCCAAACAAUCUGUCUUUCCACCAUCCGAGUAGCGACUGACAAGCCGACGUAGCUUUGUUUUGUCGUCGCAGUUCCCAGCAACAGACUUCGAACGCCAAACAUCUUGUUCCACGCCAACACUUUUCUGUGCACCGAUAUAGUUCCGAUCUUCCACCGCUCCAGUGCCCUUGGACCAUGCCUCUCUGUGGCGGUAAGAAAGUCGUGCAGCGUAAGCUGGUCCUGUUGGGCGAUGGCGCAUGCGGGAAAACCAGUCUCCUCAAUGUCUUUACUCGAGGAUUCUUCCCGGUACGUUGCAGCUAUCUUGAUCAAGAUGCUAUCAUAGUCAACAACGCAGGAUCCUGUCUGGGCGUCUUUAGGCGCAAGCUAUAGAGAGAACCAUGGGCUAACUGACGCAUGUCACCGCCGUCUAGACCGUUUACGAACCUACAGUCUUUGAGAAUUAUGUGCACGACAUUUUCGUGGAUAACAUUCACAUGGAAUUAUCAUUAUGGGAUACCGCCGGACAAGAGGAGUUUGAUCGCCUGCGAUCGUUGAGUUAUGAUGAUACCCAAGCGAUCAUGUUGUGUUUUAGCGUCGAUAAUCGCGGUUCUCUAGAAAAUGUGGGCACGAAGUGGAUCCAAGAAAUCAACGAACACUGUCCAGGCGUUAAAAUCGUCCUAUGCGCGCUGAAAUGUGAUUUGCGCGAAGAAGCGGAGAAGGAAGACGAAGAGGGGGGAGAACCAGCAGGUCAAGAUCAGUCACAGUCAUUUUCACAAACACAACAGCCGCGACAAUCGAUGAUCUCAUACAAUGAAGGGCUUGAGGUUGCCAGGAAAGUUGGCGCGUUGAGGUAUCUAGAAUGUUCGGCGAUGCGGAAUCGCGGUGUCAACGAGGCCUUCACCGAAGCUGCUAGAGUUGCCCUGGCCGUCAAAACAGCGAGUGGCUCAAGUCAGGAUGCCAAAUGCUCUAUUAUGUGAAGCUGCCUCACGAUGGCGCUAAACAAAGAUACUGGAGACCCUAUUGUCAAUGAAUCACACCCGCCCAGGAGCUGAUCCUCGACUUGUACAUGUUUGUUGGCAAGGGGCCCUUGCCUUCGUUCAGUCUGGUUGUUCUAAACUGUGCCAUGGUCGCGGCGACCUCUCAGACAACGCUCCCUCACCACAUCUUUCAGCGGCUACACGUUUUGGAACACACCGGUGCUUUCUUUCUGGUUACAACAACGUUGUAAAUAUAGGAUUCCAUGUACACACACGGAGCCAGAAAGCUUUAUUCAACUUUUCUCAUUGUCCUCCUUUCUUGGUUCUUCUAGCGAUAAGAGGCGGAUCUGGAUGUUUCCUGUCACUGGAGUCUCGAUGAUAUUUUACAGGCGUCUGUCCGGUGAUAUGGAGUUUUUGGAGAUUUGUGCCUUUGGUCGAUUGGACGAUUGGUUCGGGGUCGUGCUGGCCUUCCCUACAGCAUCUGGGCUGGCUCGGACGUGGUUGAGAGAUAGUCCUAUAGGUCUGGACACUACCAUUGGUAAACAGAAUUGAUGCAUCGGCGAGAUCCUCGUUUAGCUUCUCUUGUUUAAUUACAAAGUUGGGGAGCCCUGGGGUAACGUGGGAAACACUGAGGCAAGC